AUAUAUAUAGUGUGUGUGUGUGCAUACAGUCAGAAAGAAGCGUACGUGAUUGAUUGACCAACCGAUUAGAGAUUUCCUCAGGCCUGUUUAAUGUUUCGUCAGGAUUUAAAGUCACUCCCGCUCAGAUUCACUUUGUGUUAACCUAUGCUCAUACACAAAAUGACAGUUAUGCCUAAAAAGACGUGUGAACGACUUUUGACUUUCUGUUGCAAAGCAAUAUAUCGGUCCCGCUUAAAGUCUCGCGAGAUUUCCACUUCGGCAACUCAUGCUCAGUGUCCUUUUAAAUCCCUCCAAAUGCAGCCGGUGAUGUCAGACGCCAGACCAGAAGGCUUCACAGCGGAACAGGAAAUGAUUGAGAUUAUACCGGAAGUGCCACGGCUAUCAGAGGCUAAGCCUUUUCACGAGAUGCCCGGGCCCAAAGGUCUUAGAAAUGUACCCGUCAUAGGAAACAGAUUUCACUACGCUCCUUAUACUAAACACAAGAUGGAGUCGGUGGUAGAAAUGCGGAAAGAAUAUAUGGAAAAAUACGGGAAGGUGUAUCGUGAAGUGUUGGGCCUUGGAUGGGUCGUGCAUAUUCAUGACCCGGUAGAUGUCGCUACUAUGUUCAGCGUGGAGGGCAAAUAUCCACAAAGAGGCUUUCCUAGUAUAUUUGAAGUUUACGACCGACGGGAAAUCGGCCAAAUAGGGAUGGGAUCACUAAUCGGAGAGGAAUGGGGACGGAUGAGAAAGGCGGUUCAGCAAAAGCUCAUGAGGCCACAGCACAUGAGGUAUUUUGUCACCAGAAUGGACCGAGUGGCUCAAGAUUUCAUCAAUAAGAUCGAACAAAUUGCUGAUUCCGAAGGGAACGUCCACAACAUGCGGGAUGAACUGCAGAAAUACGCUGUUGAAGAAAUCAGUGCAGUAUUAUUUAAUCACCGAUUCGGGUGCAUGAAUGGCGAACUUGUCAAAGGGUCGGAAGCGGACUUACUUAUCCAGGCAACAGACGAGUUAUUCAAAGAAUUUGCGCUCAGCACUCGUGUCUUUCCUUGGUUCAUGCUCUUCAGGUCGAGUCUUUACAAACGAUUUAAAAAAGCUGGAGACACUAUUCAUAGUAUAGGCUGGAAGUAUAUGUUAAAGGCAAUGGAAGUGGCAAUAGAAAAGAGAAAAAAUGGAUCUAAUCCUGAAGACGAGUCGGACUUUAUCACAGCUUUACUACAAGAUGAAAAUUUAAAUCUGGAUUACGUCACGACUAUUGCCAUGGAUAUGUUCCGCGGAGCCGUAGAAUCGACGAGCAACACGCUGACGUUUUUCCUACAUACAAUAAGCCGUAACCCUGAAAAACAAGAACGUCUGCAUGAAGAGAUCAACCGGCUCUUGCCCAACCGAACCCCGCUUUCUCCCGCAGUGUUGGACCAUAUGCCGUACCUCAAAGCCUGCUGGAAGGAAUCAUUCCGGUAUAUAUUUCCACUUCCGGCCGGCGCGCCGCGCUUGCUCACUAAAGAUGCUGUCAUGGGAGGUUACCAUGUGCCCAAAGGAACACCUGUUUUCCCGGAGAAUGCUGUAAUGUGCCGGAUGGAAGAGUACUUCGAACGCGCGGACGAAUACAUUCCAGAACGCUGGCUAAGGGGAGAGAACUCUCAUCUGUAUCGCUCACCACUCUCCCAAUACAUCCUUCUGCCAUUUGGCCAUGGUGUACGAAAUUGCCUGGGAAGGCGAUUCGCUGAACAGAAUGUACAAGUUGCUGCUAUCAAGAUUUUACAGAACUUUCGUGUGGAAUGCGAUAUAGAAAAGAUCAACGUUGUUGCUCAGAUUUUCCAGACCACAGAUACACCUCUAACAGUCCGUUUCAUCCCUCGUUCUAAAUCUGAAAAACAAAGAUAACCAAAAUGGCGGAAUAACAAGUCUAUGGCAAUACCGGUAUUUGUGAGGAGGUAGGCUUUAACAAAAAAAAAAAA
Molecule: messenger RNA, 1934 nt
Organism: Liolophura sinensis
Lineage: Eukaryota; Metazoa; Mollusca; Polyplacophora; Chitonida; Chitonidae
Product: 1,25-dihydroxyvitamin D(3) 24-hydroxylase, mitochondrial-like
Exons: 10
Coding region: 145-1860 (571 amino acids)
Molecular function (GO): heme binding; monooxygenase activity; iron ion binding
Source: RefSeq, a predicted model, not a curated record